AUGAAGGCCCGCUUCAGAGUUCAGCAUCAGAUUCUUUCGGGCAUGAAGUACGUCCAGGUUGUCAAGCGCAUGGGUAUCUCGAACAAGAUGCAGGAGAUGAUUGGUUCUUACUCUCCCAACACCACCGACAAGCCCGAGUACGAGAAGAAGUGUAAGUUCUCGACAUCUCGGCGCGCAUCUUAUUUGCUUGAACUGACAACAUCGAAACAGNUCGAGGCAGAGACCGCACCCUCAGGCAUGAUGGCUCGCGGCCACUACAACGCCGUGUCCAAGUUCAUUGAUGACGACGAGCAGACCCACUUGAAGUUCGAGUGGUCCUUUGACAUCAAGAAGGACUGGUAG
Aureobasidium uvarum is the source of this 342-nucleotide messenger RNA. The record is from the annotation of a GenBank genome assembly. NCBI's taxonomy places the organism in Eukaryota, Fungi, Ascomycota, Dothideomycetes, Dothideales, Saccotheciaceae.